Messenger RNA from Oncorhynchus gorbuscha (pink salmon), 486 nucleotides. Its product is annotated as cyclic AMP-responsive element-binding protein 5-like. NCBI's taxonomy places the organism in Eukaryota, Metazoa, Chordata, Actinopteri, Salmoniformes, Salmonidae. The record is from RefSeq and is a predicted model, not a curated record. Gene Ontology annotation, biological process: regulation of transcription by RNA polymerase II. Bases 31 to 486 code for a protein of 151 amino acids. The transcript is spliced from 4 exons. Gene Ontology annotation, molecular function: DNA-binding transcription factor activity, RNA polymerase II-specific; cAMP response element binding.
UCCUCUGGUCUCUCUGACUGUAGGUUUGUAAUGGAGAUGAAUGAUGAACAGGACCGGCCCUAUGGAUGCAGCACUCCUGGCUGCUCACAGCGGUUCCAAACAGAAGAUCACCUGAUGAUCCACAGACACAAGCAUGAAAUGACCCUCAAGUUCUCCUCCAUCAAGACUGAUCCCCUCGCAGACCAGACCCCAACGCCGACCCGUUUCCUGCGUAACUGUGAGGAGGUGGGUCUCUUCAAUGAGAUCGAACAAGAGUUCUGCCAGGCACAGGAGGAGCAGAACAACAAACAGACUCAGAAUCUCCCUCAGAAUGGAUCAUCAUGUGCCAGUCAGCCCCAGGCACAGCUCCACUCCCAACACCAACCACCGCCCCAUGGUGGUAUGAGGGGUCUAAGCUGCAACAUGGCUGGCCAACAAGCACUGCCCUCUGCCCAGUCCAACUCAGUCAUCACCCAGGCCCCCUCCAUGCUCACACACUCAGGGUAA